AUGCGUACAUUUUGUUUAGCCGAUUUCGCCGUGACAACUGUCAAUCUGUCAUUUUCUCGAAAUCGACAUAAAGAUAUUUUUCUUUAAUUCAACAAGAAAAUAUUAAAUAAAAUGUUACGAUCAGGAUUAACAUUUGUUCAAAAAGCAGCUGGCAAUCUAAAAUUAUCAACCCUAACUCGACCGCUCUACGUAACCCCAAAACAACACUUUUCAACUGAAACUGCCCAGAAUUCUGAUGAUCCCAUAGACAUCCCAAAUCCCUUUGAAAAAGAAAAACAAAAGUGUAUCCUGUGCCAGCAUGACAUAACUCCCAACUAUAAAAAUGUCAAGUUACUGUCCCAGUUCCAAAGUCCUUAUACAGGUCGAAUCUAUGGCAGGCACAUCACCGGAUUGUGCAAUGCCAAGCAGGAACAAGUUGAAAAGGCUAUAAUUCACGCCCAGAACUGUGCAAUGAUGCCAUACUAUCACAAGGAUCUAGAUUUCCUAAAAGACCCAAAGCUCUUCGAUCCCGAAAGACCAGUCAGGCCACAUAAAUACUAAACACUUCAAAAAUAAACAAAUUAUAUAUUUCUUAAAUAAAUAAAUAAAUACGAA
Eupeodes corollae is the source of this 594-nucleotide messenger RNA. It is a transcript of the gene mRpS18C, whose product is annotated as 28S ribosomal protein S18c, mitochondrial. The transcript is spliced from 2 exons. The record is from RefSeq and is a predicted model, not a curated record. Lineage: Eukaryota; Metazoa; Arthropoda; Insecta; Diptera; Syrphidae. Gene Ontology annotation, biological process: mitochondrial translation. Gene Ontology annotation, cellular component: ribosome; mitochondrial small ribosomal subunit. Gene Ontology annotation, molecular function: structural constituent of ribosome; small ribosomal subunit rRNA binding. The coding region runs from base 112 to 540 and encodes 142 amino acids.